AGCUCAGAACAUGAUAAGUUUUUAAUUAUAGAAAGAGCUGCCCUUGAAAUUGACUGGUCCUCAUCGAGGUUCAUCUCAAGGUGAAGACGAUGGAUGAUCAACAAGAUUGCGAGGACAGCUGGCCCUUGUCGUCGUCAAUUUGCUCUGAUCGUUCGACCACACACCAGGAAACCGGAGGCAAGGCGGCAUCUGGCGACGGCGGCACCGGCAACGGAGACGCACGGCCCAGAGGAGGGGGAGAAGGGGAGGUGGCUGCCGCCGGCGAACCUUCCGGGGUCGAGGCUUCCGCCGCCGACGUGGUGGCGUCCGACGGCGUGCGGCGCACGGCCAGAGAAUCCGAGGAGGACCCAGGGCUGCGCGGGCGACGUGGUGAAGACUUCGGCAACGCCGGCAGCGGACGGGGAGGCGGCAGGAGGCGACGAGGGAGUCUCCUAUUGCUUGCUAAAAGAACAUGAUCUGUGUUCCUCUGGGCCAACCUCCCCCAAUAUCAACUUAAAAGGUUCAGAGAUUGGGCAUAACAGGCCAUCGACAAGCUCGCUCCACCACGAUGCCUACUUCCACAUCUUCACAGCUAGCCUCCCGGCCGACAACUACCGCUACACCUCUACAUCCAUGACUUCACCAUUUUAUGAUCAUGUACUCAUUUGUUCUUAUGGUGUCAAACCAAGUUGGAAGCUAUCGAAUCUAUCAGGACUCUAGAGAGAAGCGAUAAGAAGUAGGAUCUAAAAUAGAAACAUAGGUUUUUCCUACAAGUUUGGAAAGGAGAAGAUAAGGGGAAUUGAAUGGGCCGUGAGCCUGUGAGGAAUCGACGUGACGCACACGAGCAAUUGGAUAGCAGCCGAAUGAUAAAAAAAAAAUGGGUAGAAAUGUUAAUAGUAGUAGAGAAAUGCUUAGAUGUGAUUAUUGAUGGUCUUGGUUGAAUAUUUCUAGAGAAUGACAUUUUUGCACUUUAUCUAAAAUGUAGUUGAUAUAUGACCUGAAUUAAACUAGAGCUCAAUUGGAUAGAUACUAGUAAAAUUAAUAUGA
Oryza brachyantha (malo sina) is the source of this 1026-nucleotide messenger RNA. RefSeq lists its product as uncharacterized. NCBI's taxonomy places the organism in Eukaryota, Viridiplantae, Streptophyta, Magnoliopsida, Poales, Poaceae. Bases 94 to 699 code for a protein of 201 amino acids. The transcript has 3 exons. The record is from RefSeq and is a predicted model, not a curated record.